Molecule: messenger RNA, 560 nt
Organism: Harpia harpyja (harpy eagle)
Lineage: Eukaryota; Metazoa; Chordata; Aves; Accipitriformes; Accipitridae
Gene: NDUFC2
Product: NADH:ubiquinone oxidoreductase subunit C2
Exons: 3
Coding region: 76-408 (110 amino acids)
Biological process (GO): mitochondrial electron transport, NADH to ubiquinone
Cellular component (GO): mitochondrial inner membrane
Source: RefSeq, a predicted model, not a curated record
GCGCGGCGGCGGCGGCGGCGGAGGGAACGCGCUGCCGCACCGCUCCGACCGGUCACCUUCGGCGGGCCGGCCGCCAUGGUGUUCCUCCCGGACGAGUCGCGGUCGCUGCCGCCGCCUCCCCUCGUCAAUAAGGGCUCGAUCUGGCUGGGUUUCACCGGCUGGGUCGCGGCAAUGCUGGACAACGGCUUCAACCACCGUCCCGUCCUCCGAUCCGGUGUUCACCGCCAGAUCCUCUUCGCUACCGUGGGAUGGUUUGUUGGCUAUUACCUUGUUAAACGUAUGGAGUACGUACAUGCCAAACAGGACAGAGAGUUGUUUGAGUACGUCAGGCACCACCCGGAAGACUUUAAGGCAGCAGAAAAGAAAAGAAUAGGAGAGCUUUUGGAGGAUUUCCACCCAGUUCGCUGAGGAUUUCUCCAGCGGCGAUGUGUCGCAGGGUGCACCUACUGAACUAAUUCUGUACCGAGAACUUCAGCGGGCUGGCUGUAACUGUUCAACCGUCCAUGGCUUGGAAAAUGAACCAUUACUUGUUUUCAUGUAAUAAAACCUAUGAUUAAAUA